UAUCACAUCGUGUCAAGACUAUAGCUAAUAUUCUCAAGUUGAUGGAAUGCUUCGCGUUGGUCCACGGAUAAAACAUGGCGGAUGGAAGUAUUGUCAAAGAAGCAGCUCUGCGAUAUCAACGAAGGCGUCCUCGACCGCUGAUACCGCUCGUUCGAGAUGAAAGUAUGGAAGAGUCGGAGGGUAGUACAACACCGUUAACAUUGGAACAAAGAACAACAGAGAGCUUUACUACAGUACCUACCAUACAGACACUUAGGAGGCCUAAAUUUGUUGACAGACAGUUACAGUUUAGGAAUACAGCAUUCUGUUUACCAUUCAUUCAAUGCAAGUUCCAAACAAGAGAAGCGAAAGCUUUAAUCAACACAUGUGUGUUAUCGUCUAUCAUCAACAGAAGACUUUACCAAGAUUUAUUCUUCGAAGAAGCAUCAUUCCAACCAUACGACAUAGCCAGAGGUGUUCCAUUUGUAAUAAAUAACAGACUCAUCCAUUUUGACUUCAUUAUUCGCGGAGAUGUACCAGACUUAGUUCUUGGAUUGGAUUUCUUCACGCAACUAGAGUGUGCUCUGGACUUUGGAACGCGUCAAUUUAUAGUAAGACAGGAUCCACAGGUAUCAACGACACUUCUUUGUGAACGAGAACUGCCAUUGCGAUACAGAAACGUGCACAAUCUAUUAGCCUCGUUUUGAAUGUAUUCACGUUUUAUAAAAGUGACAUAAAUGAGGAAGAAUUUAGGAAGAAUCAGAACAUUGUGAUAUUUUGUCAAAUAACGAAAAGGUUUUGUAAAAAAGAAAACGAUUGAGUUUGAAAAUGUUUGUAAAUAGUAAAUGAUUCAUAAAGCGAAUGUCUCCCGAUCCGUAACACGAUGAUGAGUCGAGUGGUACCCCUCAAUUACCACCCCCUCCCCUAAAUCAAUCACUAUGGCAGAAUGAUCAUUGUAUUUUUAAACACUUACCCCUAUAUUUGGCACGAAUGACGAAAAAAACUGAUAGUGUGUCCCCUCUUUCUGUUAAUCUGUCACUUAUACCUUCAGUUCGUUGUCUAAAUGGUAAAUCAGGAGCGGAUCCAGGAUAUUUGAAAGGGUCGCGUAAUUCCGUAAGCCGGAUUAUAUACAUGGACGAUUUUAUGCUAAAAAAUCAUACAAAUCGUGAAAAAAAUGAUAUAAUUAUUUUUUUGGCAAUCAAAAGGAUGGCGUACGCACUCUACGCCCCCCUGGAUCCUCCACUGAUAUUGUGGAUGCAUUAUGUUUAUCUUUUUAAGAUUUAUCAAGAUGUUCGAAAAAACAUGCUUACUUUGUAAGCGAUUUAUUUAUUUUUUACGAAUUUAUGGCCUUUUUUUAUCAUUUAUAUAUAAUUAGUACUGUACAAUAGAAAGACAAAAAACAAGGAAAACAGGAAUAACUCCGACAUAAAAACAAAAUAUCCCGGUAUUCUGUGAAAAAAAAUAUUGAGGUCGUAAUUUCAAGACGCUACGAUUGUCCUUGAAAGUCAUUUUGUCCAACACAGAAUAUUAACUAACUUGAAAUAUGAUAAAAUAAGGAGAUUUGUACCAAAGACCAAAAGGACGAUAAUGAAUAAUUACGUACACAUAUAUAUAUUUUUAGUUGGUUAUUUUGUCAAUGUUAAUUUAGGUUUUAUAUUUUAAAUAAAUAUACUUGAGCUUACCACUGUACAUAAUAAAAAACUUGUUUUAAA
Messenger RNA from Mytilus californianus (California mussel), 1691 nucleotides. RefSeq lists its product as uncharacterized. The record is from RefSeq and is a predicted model, not a curated record. NCBI's taxonomy places the organism in Eukaryota, Metazoa, Mollusca, Bivalvia, Mytilida, Mytilidae. The transcript has 6 exons. Bases 75 to 686 code for a protein of 203 amino acids.